CGAUCUUUUUCCAUCCCUACCGUCUCAGUCAUCUCCAAAAUACGAUCUCCUGACAUCAUAAAGCCCCUCUGGAGGUGCUCACCUCAUUGGGGCUUCCCUUUCUACCAAUUCCAAUCGUCACUGAGUGUUGCAGCUUUCUCCUUUGCCUAAUCACACUAUCAUCCAGUGAUUUGAUCAGGAUUACCUUUCCAUCGACACUGCAUCAAGUAUUCGUAGAACCCGCUGGAAAUAUUUGUGUCCAUCGCUGAAAACUGUGAAGGGGGAGAAAAACCAAGUCAUCCAAAAUGGCAGACCAGGAGCCAGAAAGUCAGAUUGUACCUCUUGGCGUCGAUUGUGAUCUCGCUGUUCCAUCUUCGCCACCAAUUCCGGCCUCCAUGCUUCCCCCGAACGCAGAGAAUGGCAACUCAAGACCUCACACCGGGGAUGAAGAGCCAGAGUCACAAUUUCAUGAUCGUCAGCCUGAGAAUUACGCAUUCCUCAUAGAGGAUACACAGUUCGAGCCAGUCGAAAAAGAUACACAACUCCAUGAGAGUUGCACAUCUCAAGUAGAAGAAACACAAUUCGUGUCAAUUGAAGGAGAUACCCAAGCCUUUGACGAGACCAACUUCCCACUCGCCCAGCGAGAUUCACAAUUCCGCGAAGCAUAUACCCCAAAGCCAUCACUCAAUACAACUAUUCAACCCCCCUCGGUGAUAUCACGCCCAAACUUAGGUGGCCUUGAUGACCUAAUGGCUGGCUUCACCUAUAGCAAGGCUGACAAGCCUGAAAAGGGCAAGUUCAAUCGACCACCUCUUCCAGUUCCAACCAAGCCACAGCGGGUGGCAGAGAUGCCACCAGAUGAAGACCAGCCGACUGCUGCACCGGAGCCACCAACACCAAAAGUUGCCACAUCCGUUCACCCAUAUCUAUAUUCUCGCCCUGCAACCCUCAAUGAGCCAUCACCAGUCAACAACAUGGUGGCAUCAAACGUCAGAAUUGGUAUUGACGUAUUACCAAAUAUUACAACAGCUGCUGUUCAGCCAGAUGCAUCUUCACGCCAUACAACUCAACUUGAACCAUCGCAUGUCAAUAUUAUGGUAGGAUCAAACACCAGAACUAUCCGUAAUGUAGAUGGAAAUCGUACUCAAGAGUCACCUCAACGGGAGCCUCCUCCGCCACCGGCGACUGUUUGUGAUCCUCAGACUCCCGUUUCUGAAGCAUCAGCAGUGAGACCAGCCCAAAAAUCCUCAAAUAAGAGCCAUAAGCGAGUCAAGAAGCCAUUCCUGAAGCCAUUCCCAGAAGAAGCUGGUCCACCAAACAAUCAGCAACGGCACGGCGGUAUGACCAAUGUGCUACAAAUGGAAUCUCCUCUCAGCCAUACGAAACCAAGACCUGAAGCAAUCUCUGCUGCAGUUCACGCAAUGCCUGGUCAGAUUGGACCUUUCAGUCCUAGGAUAGAUAACAAAAAUGCUUUCCCGGCACCCGAUAACAGGCGGGCCAUAGCUCCAUUUCCCCACCCAAACUCGGCUUGGAAUACAAACGAGCAGAUGAUCUCAGCCAAUACCAGUCGGCUCCCCGAGUCCACAGCUAAUGAGUUACAACAGGGCAAGAUUGAACAGCAAUAUCACGAGCCAUUGCAAGUCACCGAGUCUGCCCAUAGCUAUUCAGAUCAUUCUGACGAGCCAAGAGUUCCUACAGAAAUCAAUGAACAACUAAACCAUGAUAAGCGCGAUCUCUGGGAACUAGCCUCCAAGCUUCCUAUCGACGAGGUUCUGCCAAAUGCCCAGGAAUUGACUCACAUUUCCGGUUCCCAAGCAGCACACACCAGCGAAGUUGGCAAUCACUAUAGUGUUUCAAUUGCCAACUGGGUCCCAUCGCGAGCUAAAUCGGAAGUUCCAUCCCGGCCUCAAUCCCGACGCAGCAACUGUGGGAAGCCCAUGACGAGACCAAUCCCCACUCAAGACUUGCGUCCUCAAGGUGUUCUUGAACCCAUUACACAGCGAGGGACUCGUUUGUCAAAGGUUAAGAAGUCCAGUAAUACACCAAACAACCCUAUUCACUCAGAAGCUCCGGAAAAGGCCAUGACCUCUGGACAAAGACAACAAAAGUCCCGCCCUUCGCUGAAGUUUUUCGAAGACUACAAGAACUUUCUUGCGAAUGGCCAGGAGAUGCUCGAGAACAUGAAAGACUAUGAGCAACAAAGCCAACUUUUAGAGGCCCAAAAGACUGAGAUCAAGAAACUCCGAAAUGCCAGCGAUUCCGCCAUCAAACAAGUCCAGGCACUAGAAUCAGAGAAAGCUGAUUUGACCGACAAGCUUAAGAAGUUUGCUGAACUUAGUUCCAAGUACAAGAAGCACAUGAAUGAUGUUGUCAAAGCUCAAAAAUAUCUCAAGAGUCAGGCGAACGAGAUCCAAAAGAGUGCGAACGAGGCAAUAGAGAGUACUAAGCAAGCCGCGGAGACCCGUGCUGCCACCGAGGCCGCUCUGCAGAAGAUUGAAAUCGUGGUCAAGGAUGCGAAGAGCUUCCGAGUGCCCGCGGAGAGUUAUGCCCAUGCAUCCAAGCAGAACCGAGACCUUGAGGCCGGAAACCAACAGCUUCGGGAAGAAACCCAAAAGUUACGGGAUGGAACCCAAAAGCUUCGAGAUGAAAACGAUAAGCUGAGACAGAAUAACGCCAAGCUACAAUUCGAUUUUGGCGCAGCCACGAAGAACUGUGAAUUAGCUGAAGCUACUAUCGAAAAGAGAUUAAUGGAAUUGGCUCAAGCAAAGUAUCAAGUUGAACUGCUCGAGAAAUAUCGAGGUGAUUCGCAAGAUUCACAUAAAGUACUCGUGGAGCUCUUGAAAAAGACACCCAAAGAAGUAGCCGACGAACUUUCAAAGGAGAAUGGCCCUUUAACAAAGAUCUUGGACUUAGGGAAAGCAACUCAAGCCAGAGUUGACGAAGUAGCGAUUCUGGGCAGCGGUUUCAAAAACCAAGAGGCAGAACCUUCCGCUUCUCUGAUCAAACUGAUUGAAGACCUGUUCUCGAGAUUAGAAACUUCCAUGCAAGCUUCCAACAACGGUGCAGCAACUCAACAGGAACCGAAUAUCAAGCUCCUGGACGAUUUCAAGACAACGGUCAACCAACUACGUCUCGACAAGGAAAGUGAGCUACGACUUAACAACCGGAUUUUCGAGCUCGGUCAGUCGAAUGAUACCUUGGUUGUUGAGAAAAAUGCUCGAGAGCGUGAGAUACAAGGACUCGCAAACCAAGUUGACGAGCUCAAACGAGAUCUUGCUGACACUCGUGGUCAAUUGAACUCCAAGAAUGACGAGCUUGCAACAGCUUUAGCGGUUCCCAAGGAAGAUCCUAGAUUGAGAGCUCAGAUUCAAGAUCUGGAGACAGCGAAUAACAUUGUUAUCGGCAAAUUUGAAAGCUCCAAUCAAGAGCAAGCUAAGCUAAAGGAAGAAUUGGGUUCAUUCCAAGAAUUGGUACGCGGCAAAGACCAGAAAAUCAAGGACUGGGAACAAAAACUGAAUGACACUCAAUCCCGGAUCAGAAAUUUGCAGGAAGAAAAAACCAAGUACUUAGCCAACAAACAGCAAGAGAUCGAAAGGGCCUGCUCUGAAGAGCGCCAGAGGAUCGCGAAGGCUGCAGAAGCAUCGAAGGUAACAAUGAAGAUGAAGCUUGAGUCAGAAAUCAAUCACCUCGAGCAAAAUGUUAAGGAGAAGGAUGCCGAGCUAGCACUUGCGAAGGAGGAGUUGCAUAAAGUUCAAGACGAGAGCGGUACCUACGUAAACACCGCUAACAAACUUCAACGGGAGUUGGCUCUCUACAAGGAGCAAUUUGUUCAGCAAAUUGCCCAUCUCAAGCGCUUCGAGGAACAAAAUCCAGGUCAGGAGGACUCCGACAGACUUGCAAACAAUCUUCAAAGUGUCCGCAACGAGUGCGCGGAGCUUCGGAACCAUUUGGAGUCCAUUAGAAGCGACCAUAGCCAAAACUUCGAGGCAGCACUGAGAGGUCAACAAGCUAUCGAGGGAAAUCUGCGUCAGAUCGACGCGCUCGAGAACGAGAAUGAGAGGUUGAAGGAGAGAAAUGCCGAAUUACAGAAGCGGGUCGAGGGCUUAAACGACGCAUACAAUCAGCAAAAGGCUCUUCAGGCUGGAUACCGAGGUGACCAACUAACACCUUCUGAGCUCAAGGAUAUUGCAUUCGCAAUACCACAGGGAAAGCUUCGCCUGAGUCGGCAGACUCAGGAUCACAGGCCUUCAUCAACACACGCCCAUAGCUUAGAGUCUGGUUCGACUCUGAAGAACCACAGAGUGCUAGACGGUCACAGAGUUGAAACUCCUGAGGAGGCUCUACGCAAGGCUGCGAAAGGCAUUGGGUCACAUAACCUUGGGUCUGGUUCUCAAGUCGGAAAUGUUGCCCAGACUUCCUCAGAAAAAGUAGCCAACUAUGUUGAAACACCGCAGAUUCGAAAUCAAGAGGUUCUCAAUGAGCGAAGCACCAACUUCAACACCCCCAAUGCUGAUGGGCGCUCUAUGCCUCAUGCACAGCGCCAGGGCUCAGGCGCACGUCCAUUGAAAGUCGCAGGCCGCAAGCAUGGAAGAUUCAGUCAGAGCAACGGGACAGGAGCUGUACCACAUCAUUUGAAUCCUACAGACCCGCCUGCUCAAAGUUUUCAAGAAGCAUAUACUGGUAGCUCCUGUUUUGCUGAUGCCACCGACAUUCAGGGCUCGUCGGGCAUUAAGCCAUUCACAACCCUGGCCUCAAGCAUUCCGACACCAAGCCCUUUCACCGAUCUAUCAUCAAUGAUGGACCACUUAGAAUCUACGCCGGAUCAAGAACAACUCCAGGAGGGAUACGCAAAGGCCAGAGGAAAGAAAGGCAGCAUGGCAAGUGAUAACGUUGCGGGGACUGGGGUACUUCAAACUUUUGUACAGCGCACAAUGCGCUCCUUGGAGGAGCGUGAUGUCGAGUUGGAUGCCGUUCACAAGUCUCAAGUUCGCGUGAAGCCUCCAUCGGCUGCAGAAGAAGCUCUCCGGCGACGCACAGUGCAGCCUUGCAAGCCCGCACUCAGGAAGCCGACGCUGAGCAACGACACUGUGUCUUCGUCUGAGCCCAGACCAGUUACUAUCACCGAGCCAUCCAAGAUUUCUACUCAUGCGGGAAGCAAGGCCGCGUCCCAAAUCCAGAACGGGCAUCGUGGAUCCUACAACAGAGCUGUGAGUGGUGGCAAACCACAGACACCAAAGACUAAGAACCCAUCCGCGGCGAGGGAGUCCACUCAGGGAACCUCAAAUGGCGAAAAGGAUUCUCCGAACAUUCCUCCAGUGAAGAGAAACAGUCUCAAGAGGUCAGGAUCAUCAACUGCACAAACCCAAGCCGCACCAAAGCGAGUUCGAACUUCGAGGGGAAGCUCAAUGGCCGGCCAGGUUGAGGUUCCGGAUUCUCAAGGAACGCAGACUUUCUGAGUAUCUGUACCAAACGACAGACUGCCAUCAAUCAUCGUGCUCUCUUCAGCGCGACAAGGAUAAGGAAUACCAAGCAUCACUUUUCGUUGUGGCUCACUUGAGCUUUCUAUUUGCGCCAUGGGCUAUUUGCCGAGAAUUUUGUUGAAGCAGAAUCGUAUUGCUCGAAAUGGCUUAUGAGACGUCAGGCUUGACGAUGAAGCCAAGUAUCGAAAAUUGGUAGACUUGCUUGCGGAGAUGAAUGUUAAUUUU
Molecule: messenger RNA, 5684 nt
Organism: Hyaloscypha bicolor E
Lineage: Eukaryota; Fungi; Ascomycota; Leotiomycetes; Helotiales; Hyaloscyphaceae
Exons: 9
Coding region: 285-5435 (1716 amino acids)
Source: RefSeq, a predicted model, not a curated record